Nematocida homosporus is the source of this 558-nucleotide messenger RNA. RefSeq lists its product as uncharacterized. Lineage: Eukaryota; Fungi; Microsporidia. The record is from RefSeq and is a predicted model, not a curated record. The coding region runs from base 1 to 558 and encodes 185 amino acids. The transcript has a single exon.
AUGGAUGAGCUAUUUAGGAAGAAUAGUGACGAAUUAGUUAGUCUUUUGACCGAGUUAAAUCGAGUAAGUACGGGAGUAGGAGAGAAUUUAGUUGUACGGAAGGAGUUAUUGCGUAAGAUUAAGGCAGUAGCUGAAGAAUUAGACUUAAUUUAUCGAGUGAGUUUAGAAGGUUUCAAUAAGGAGAAUGAAGAAGUCUCUGAGAGUGUAUUCCUAAUUGCCAAACGACUAUUCAAUGAGAUAGAAGAGAAAGAAGUCUGGCUGCAAGAGGCCAAAGCCAUAGUAGCCGAUUCCGAACGAGAAUUAUCCGGAGGUUUAGAGGCAGUUUUAGAGUAUAGCCAACUAUUAGCCAAGUACAGCAAGUGCCCAUUACUAUGGACUGAAGGUACGCCUUUAGAAGGUCGAUUCCCCGCCUAUCCAACCGAUGAAAUCAUUCAGCAGUCCAUUUUACGAAUCGAAAGAGAAAAGAAAGUCACCAAGUCCAAACCCAAAGCAAUAACCCAAGAAGAAUCUAAUAUCCCCGAACAUUCCCCGGAGGAAGAGUUCAAAUUCGAGUUUUAG